UUCUUCUCCACUGCCUCUGCUCUCUCUCCUUUUCUCUCCAAGUACUGCAACCUAAGUCCCUGCAUUUUUUCCACCCCAUAAUUGUAUUACACUUCUCUUUUGUAAAAAAGUGUAGGGUUUUAAAAUUCAUCUACUUUGACCUUAACACUACAUUCUUGUACAAAAAUUACCCUUUGCAUUUUUAAAGUUUCUUGCUUUCUUUUCCUAUUUAAUUCCAAUUUUCGUUUCUGCCUCUUCUUCUGCUCGUUUAGAUGUGGUGAAGGUAGGAAAUUAGGGCCAUACCCUUAGCUUCUUGCUGUUGAUUAUGAUAGGGACGGACAUUGUGCUGAAAGGCUGGAGCUUUUUGAGCUGAAAUCUUGAUAGGAAUGACUCAUUUUUUUCUGGAAUAGUUGAGAUAAAAGGAGGGGGGAAAUGGAGGAGGAGCAUGAGUUGAUCCUGGCAUGCAUAAUUUCAGGGUCCCUUUUCUCUGUUCUUGGGGCUGCUUCCUUUUCUAUACUCUGGUUGGUCAAUUGGCGGCCGUGGCGCAUCUAUAGUUGGAUAUUUGCUAGAAAAUGGCCAAAUUUCCUCCAUGGUCCUCAGCUAGGAAUAUUGUGCGGCCUUCUUUCCCUGGGUUCAUGGAUAGUUGUUAUUUCGCCAGUGGUGGUGCUUAUUGUUUGGGGAUACUGGUUGAUCGUGAUACUCGGGAGAGAUAUAAUUGGUUUAGCUGUUGUAAUGGCUGGAGUUGCUCUACUUUUGGCAUUUUAUUCUGUAAUGCUCUGGUGGAGAACACAAUGGCAAAGCUCAAGGGCUGUUGCAAUUCUUCUUCUUCUGGCUGUUGGGUUGCUUUGUGCUUAUGAGCUUUGUGCUGUAUAUGUUACUGCGGGCGCAAAGGCAUCCGACCGAUAUUCUCCUUCUGGUUUUUUCUUUGGCGUCUCAGCAAUUGCCCUAGCAAUCAACAUGCUUUUUAUUUGUCGGAUGGUUUUCAAUGGCAACGGUCUAGACAUAGACGAAUAUGUGAGAAGGGCAUACAAAUUUGCUUACUCAGACUGUAUAGAAGUGGGUCCUGUGGCGUGCUUACCUGAACCGCCUGAUCCCAAUGAAUUAUAUCCUAGACAAUCAAGAAGGGCUCUACACCUUGGGCUUCUCUAUUUUGGUUCCCUUGUGGUUCUGCUUGUAUAUUCCAUCUUAUAUGGUUUAACGGCCAAGGAAUCCCAUUGGCUUGGUGCAAUUACAUCUGCUGCAGUAAUUAUCCUUGAUUGGAAUGUGGGCACAUGCCUCUACGGAUUUAAGCUUCUUAAGAGUCGCGUUGCCGCUCUUUUUGUUGCUGGGGCUUCUCGGGUCUUCCUAAUAUGUUUUGGAGUCCACUACUGGUAUCUAGGACACUGUAUCAGUUAUGCAGUUGUGGCCUCUGUGCUUCUUGGAGCUGCUGUAUCUCGUCAUUUGUGCGUUACGAACUCAUCUGCUGCUAGAAGGGAUGCUUUGGAGAGUACAGUUAUUCGUCUUCGCGAAGGAUUUCGUAAGAAAGAGCAGAACUCCUCCUCCAGCUCAUCUGAAGGUUGUGGUUCAAGUAUAAAAUGCAGUAGUAGUGCUGAUGCUGGUCACCUUGGUAAUGGUACUGUACCUAGCACCGGGGAUCUUACUAGCUGGAAUCAUGUUGAAGGUAUCCAUAGUGAGAAGGGCAUUGAUAGUGGAAGGCCUAGUUUUGCGUUACGUAGUACUUCUUGUCGUUCGGUCGUUCAAGAAACUGAAGUUGGGCCUUCUUAUGUUGACAAAAGUUUUGAUCAUAAUGAGUCUUUGGUGGCUUGUUCUAGUAGUGGCAUGGAAAGUCAGGGAUGUGAGUCAAGUGCAUCUAAUUCUGUGAGUCAGGUGCUGGACUUAAACUUAGCACUUGCAUUCCAGGAAAAGUUGAAUGAUCCGAGGAUUACAUCCCUCUUGAAAAAAAGAACAGGGCAAGGAGAGCUUGAACUAACAAAUUUACUGCAAGAUAAAGGACUUGAUCCUAAUUUUGCUGUGAUGCUAAAAGAAAAUGGACUGGAUCCUAUGAUCCUUGCAUUACUGCAAAGAAGUAGCUUGGAUGCAGAUACGGAUCACCGUGACAAUACUAACAUAGCUAUGAUGGACUCAAACAGUGUUGAUAACAUGCCAUCUAAUGAAAUAUCAUUCUCGGAAGAGCUUAGAUUACGUGGUCUGGAAAAAUGGCUACAACUGUGCAGACUAUUCUUGCACUAUACAACUGGUACGCCAGAGCGCUCAUGGCUUUUGUUCAGUUUUGUCUUUAGUAUAGAGACCACCAUUGUGGCCAUUUACCGUCCAAACACAAUCAACCUAAUAAACUCUACACACCAACAGUUUGAAUUUGGUAUAGCUGUGCUGUUGUUGUCUCCCGUUGUCUGGUCAAUCAUGGCCUUUCUUAGGUCACUUCAAUCUGAAGAACUGUCUAUGACAUCCAAACCUAGAAAGUAUGGAUUUGGUGCUUGGUUAGUAAGCACUUCCGUUGGAUUGUUGCUUUCCUUCUUGAGCAAAUCAUCUGUUCUGUUGGGGUUAUCUUUAACAGUACCUUUGAUGGUGGCAUGCCUAUCAGUUGGUGUUCCAAUAUGGAUUCAGAAUGGUUACCAGUUUCAGAUUUCUGGUGGCACUGAUGCAGGUCAUGCUGGAAAUCAUGUCAUUACAAGGAGAAAAGAGGGUGUUAUUCUUUUUAUUUGCAUGGCCUUAUUUACUGGGUCUCUAUUAGCACUUGGUUGGAUUAUUUCUGCAAAGCCAUUGGAUGACUUACGCUACAAGAGCUGGACUGGGGAUCCAAAAAGUGUUUCGUCUCCCUAUGCAUCAUCCUUGUAUAUUGGCUGGGCCAUGGCAUCUGCUAUCGCAUUGAUAGUUACCGGUGUCUUGCCAAUUGUAUCAUGGUUUGCAACCUAUCGAUUUUCUCUCUCCUCUGCUGUAUGUAUCGGGCUGUUUGCAGCUGUCCUUGUAUCAUUUUGUGGGGCAUCAUAUAUGACGAUUGUAACUUCGAGGAUUGGUCAGAUUCCGACAAAGGCUGACUUUCUUGCCGCUUUGCUUCCAUUGAUUUGUGUUCCUGCUAUCUUAUCACUGUCCUCUGGUCUUCUCAAAUGGAAAGAUGACAGCUGGAAGCUUUCUCGUGGUGCUCACAUAUUUAUAAUUAUUGGCUUAGUUCUGUUGUUUGGGGCAAUUUCAGCGGUUACAGUUAUAAUUGAACCAUGGACGAUUGGUGCAGCAUUCCUUUUAGUGGUUCUUCUUUUGGUUCUGGCAAUUGGCGUGAUUCACUACUGGGCUUCAAAUAACUUUUACUUGACACGAUUUCAGAUGCUAUUUGUUUGUUUCCUUGCGUUUCUUUUGGCUAUGGCUGCUUUUUUUGUGGGUUGGUUCCAAGAUAAAGCUUUCGUCGGUGCAUCUGUUGGUUACUUCUCAUUUCUUUUCUUGUUGGCUGGAAGGGCACUGACUGUACUUCUUUCUCCUCCCAUAGUGGUUUAUUCUCCUAGGGUAUUGCCUGUAUAUGUUUAUGAUGCUCAUGCAGAUUGUGGAAAAAAUGUCAGUGCCGCGUUUCUCUUGCUUUAUGGGAUAGCACUGGCAAUUGAAGGCUGGGGUGUUGUUGCCAGUUUGAAAAUUUAUCCACCUUUUGCUGGUGCUGCUGUAUCUGCUAUUACACUUGUUGUGGCCUUCGGAUUUGCUGUGUCACGGUCAUGCUUGACACUUGAGGUUUUAUUUCUAUCUUGAUAUUACCAUCUCUGGUCAUGAAUUUUCCAUCAUAUGUUUAGAUCUGAAACCCAUUCCUACUUUAUGCAGACAAGAAAUGCUUUGUCCGGGACGUACUCCGCUCCUCAGAGGUCCGCCAGUUCAGCAGCACUUUUGGUUGGAGAUCCUACUAGUGCAAGGGAUAGGGCUGGAAACUUUGUGCUUCCCAGAGCAGACGUGAUGAAGUUAAGAGAUCGUUUAAGAAAUGAAGAGCUGACUGCAGGAUCAUUCUACUCCAAAUUGAAGUGUUGGAGGAUAUUGCAGAAUGAUGUUACCAGUGAUGUAGGUCAUCGGAGAGCGAUGUGUGCUCAUGCAAGAAUACUUGCCCUUGAAGAAGCUAUUGAUACAGAAUGGGUUUACAUGUGGGAUAAGUUCGGUGGGUAUUUACUCCUUUUGCUUGGUUUGACGGCCAAGGCUGAAAGGGUGCAGGAUGAAGUUCGCCUAAGACUAUUCCUGGAUAGCAUUGGUUUUUCAGAUCUGAGUGCAAAAAAAAUCAAGAAAUGGAUGCCUGAGGAUCGUAGACAAUUUGAAAUUAUACAGGAGAGCUAUAUAAGAGAAAAGGAGAUGGAAGAGGAAGCUCUGAUGCAGAGACGCCAGGAGGAAGGAAGGGGCAAAGAAAGGAGAAAAGCCCUUUUGGAGAAGGAAGAGCGCAAAUGGAAGGAGAUUGAGGCUUCUCUCAUAUCAUCUAUUCCUAAUGCUGGCAGUAGGGAGGCAGCAGCUAUGGCAGCUGCCGUUCGUGCCGUAGGAGGUGAUUCAGUACGUGAUGACACAUUCGCACGUGAAAGAGUGGCAAACAUUGCCCGAAGAAUACGUGCAACUGAGUUAUCUCAACGUGCUCAGCAGACUGGACUCAGUGGUGCUGUUUGUGUUGUUGAUGAUGAACCUACAACAAGUGGCAGGCACUGCGGCCAGAUUGAUCCUACUUUAUGUCAGACUCAGAGAGUCAGCUUUUCCUCAGCUGUGAUGAUCCAGCCUGAUUCUGGGCCAGUAUGUCUCUUGGGAACUGAAUUCCAACGGAGAGUUUGUUGGGAAAUUCUUGUAGCGGGUUCUGAACAAGGCAUUGAGGCUGGACAAGUUGGCCUUCGGUUGAUUACAAAAGGGGAUAGACAGACUACUGUUGCAAAAGAGUGGAGUAUAAGUUCAUCUUGUAUCGCAGAUGGAAGGUGGCAUAUUAUUACGAUGACUAUAGAUGCUGAUAUAGGUGAAGCCACUUGCUUUAUUGAUGGUGGCUACGAUGGCUAUCAGACUGGACUUCCACUUAAUAUUGCAAACGGCAUAUGGGAGCAAGAAACAGACGUUUGGGUUGGUGUUAGGCCACCAACCGAUAUGGAUGCAUUUGGAAGGUCUGAUAGUGAAGGUUCUGAAUCCAAGAUGCACGUAAUGGAUGUUUUUCUUUGGGGAAGGUGCUUAAGUGAAGAUGAGAUUGCUACCCUUCCAGCUGCCGUUGGUCCUGGAGAUUACAACUUGAUUGAUAAUCCUGAUGACAACUGGCAGUGGGCUGAUUCUCCUCCAAGGGUUGAGGACUGGGAGAGCGAUCAUGCUGAGGUUGAUCUCUACGACAGAGAUGAAGUGGAUUGGGAUGGACAGUAUUCAAGUGGGAGGAAGAGGAGAUCCGACAGGGAGGGGGUCAUUGUAGAUGUUGAUUCAUUUACCAGGAGGUUGAGGAAGCCGAGGAUGGAGACUCAGGAUGAAGUCAAUCAACGUAUGCGCUCAGUAGAAUUGGCUGUUAAAGAAGCCCUCUUGGCAAGAGGGGAAGUGAAUUUUACUGAUCAGGAGUUCCCUCCAAGUGAUCGUUCGUUAUUUCUAGAUCCUGACAACCCUCCAUCCAAGUUACAGGUAGUUUCUGAAUGGAUGAGACCUAAAGAAAUAGUGAAAGAGAAGCAUCUGGAUUGUGCCCCGUGCUUAUUUUCGGGAACAGCAAAUCCUUCCGACGUUUGUCAGGGUCGGUUGGGUGAUUGUUGGUUUCUGAGUGCGGUUGCUGUGCUGACUGAAGUUUCUCGAAUAUCAGAAGUCAUUAUUACACCAGACUUCAAUGGCGAAGGAAUUUAUACAGUUCGCUUUUGCAUUCAGGGGGAAUGGGUUCCUGUUGUUGUCGAUGAUUGGAUCCCAUGCGAAUCACCUGGUAAGCCUGCAUUUGCAACCAGCCGGAAGGGGAAUGAAUUGUGGGUCUCUAUACUAGAAAAGGCAUACGCCAAGCUUCACGGGUCGUACGAAGCAUUGGAAGGCGGGCUCGUCCAAGACGCUCUUGUGGACCUUACGGGAGGUGCUGGUGAGGAGAUUGACAUGAGGAGCUCUCAGUCUCAGAUUGAUCUUGCAAGUGGCAGAUUAUGGUCUCAACUACUACGUUUCAAACUGGAAGGGUUUUUGCUUGGCGCUGGUAGCCCUUCAGGUUCAGACGUCCACAUUUCAUCCUCUGGGAUCGUGCAGGGGCACGCUUACUCUAUAUUGCAGAUACGUGAAGUAGACGGCCAUAAACUUGUCCAGAUACGAAAUCCUUGGGCAAAUGAGGUUGAGUGGAAUGGCCCUUGGUCCGAUUCCUCGCCUGAAUGGACAGAUAGGAUGAAACACAAGCUCAAGCAUACUCCACAGGCGAAGGAUGGUAUAUUUUGGAUGUCGUGGCAAGAUUUCCAAAUCCAUUUCAGAUCAAUAUAUGUGUGUCGCAUCUACCCGCCUGAAAUGCGUUACCCUGUCCACAGCCAGUGGCGUGGUUAUAGCGCCGGUGGUUGCCAAGACUACGAAACGUGGCAUCAAAACCCGCAGUUUAGAUUGAGAGCCACUGGUACUGAUGCAUCAUUACCAAUCCACGUGUUUAUAACUUUAACUCAGGGGGUGAGCUUCUCGAGGACAACAGCCGGUUUCAGGAAUUACCAAUCGAGCCAUGAUUCACAGAUGUUCUACAUCGGGAUGAGGAUUCUAAAGACCCGUGGCUGCCGUGCUGCCUACAAUAUCUACAUGCACGAAUCAGUUGGUGGGACCGAUUAUGUGAAUUCCCGAGAAAUAUCGUGUGAGAUGGUCCUGGAUCCGGACCCCAAGGGAUACACCAUAGUGCCAACAACAAUCCACCCAGGAGAAGAAGCGCCCUUUGUGCUCUCAGUGUUCACGAAAUCAUCAAUAACUCUCGAAGCAUUAUAG
Messenger RNA from Salvia hispanica, 6858 nucleotides. The record is from RefSeq and is a predicted model, not a curated record. NCBI's taxonomy places the organism in Eukaryota, Viridiplantae, Streptophyta, Magnoliopsida, Lamiales, Lamiaceae.